This is a messenger RNA of Cantharellus anzutake, 2729 nucleotides long. RefSeq lists its product as uncharacterized. The transcript has 2 exons. Gene Ontology annotation, molecular function: protein binding. NCBI's taxonomy places the organism in Eukaryota, Fungi, Basidiomycota, Agaricomycetes, Cantharellales, Hydnaceae. The coding region runs from base 409 to 2439 and encodes 676 amino acids. The record is from RefSeq and is a predicted model, not a curated record.
CUGUCAGAUCCGAGAACAUUUCACUUUUAUUCUCCAUUACCACACCCAUACGCUCAGCACUCGAGAAUUGUAGGAGCUAGCAGUGGAACGUAUUAGAUGCCCAGAACCAAGUGUCUGGGAUCAUAAGCCCGCUCGUGUCUGCAGGGCUCCCUCGAUGGUUGCAAUUGGCGACCGGCAGAGGCAACCGAAUUGCGUAUCAGAAUCAUGAUGGGAUGCUGAAAAUGUAGACCCCUGCCAGUCCAUUGGAUGAUCUUUAUAAAUGACGUUUAGGGACACCGGGUACUCAAGUUUGCACCCUCGUUCCCUCCCUUUGUUCCUUCCUUUUCCCUUGCGAUCCUUCCAACCCCAUCGCUAUUCAGAGGAGCUUACGGCCACCCUGGUGCUGAAAUUGGAGUGGCUUCGGAAGUGAUGCCCCCCGCUCUCGUUGACAUCAUCGAAAGCUCCCAUCAAUUUGUGGACCGUUUAUCCGCCCGCUUCAGUGGGCGGGUCUCAGCCUCCCAAAACCGUCGUGGUUUGACCAGAGGCAAGCGUAAUAUCCAUCCACGGGCACUGCAUAGAGGAGCCUCUACCCUCUCUCGUAAAACUGAGGGGAGUGAUGAGAGGGCUGUCACACUCAGUGAUCCAGCACUUAUUGAGGACCGAUCGAAAGCAUUGAAACCGAGUGUUGGGGUGUGUGCAUACCUGUACUGUGGACACAGCCCUCGCAGCGGCGCCUCCAGAAGAAAUUUGAACUUCACCGCAGCCGAGACCUCAACCAAGAUUCGGCCAAGAGCUACCCAGAAGCCUGGUCAGGGCGUCGCCGUGUCUACCGCCAUUCUAGCAUCCAUCCUUAGUGCCGUACUCACCAUUGCGUUGUGUAUUCUUUUUUAUAAAUAUGGUUUGUCACGUUUUAAAGCCUGGCGUAAUCAGCCUCCAAAGAGCAAGGCUUCCGAAGCCAACUCCGUCGAUACCACCGCGAAGGAAAGAAAGAAUUCAGUCCUUUUAAUUGCGGAAAGCCCACGCUACUCCCUCCCUUCAAACCCAUUCCAGUCCAACCCGGUCCAGCCGCGUAUCCAGGAGGGACCAUAUGAUGAUACUUCCCCGGAAAUGGAUCCUGUUGCUCGGAUGCGCCCUAUCUCGCUUGCACUAAAGCAACAAUAUCAAGCCAGAAAGGCUGAGGCGACCCAAGUUAACCUCGAAGAGAGUGGUGUUGCACCUAGCCCUAUGUCCAUAAGCAUCCCCCUGUUCGUCAAGACACACCACAUGCAACAAUCUUCUAAUUCUUCGAGUGUAACGGUCGUCAACCAACAUGGAAUCCCUCCCACUGUAUUCAAAAAUCCUUCAUUGGGUGAUUUCAAUAACUAUAGUCUUCCUCAUAUAAAACCUAUUUCUAAGGCUUUAGACGCUCCCCCCGCCAUGACCAGAGAGCCCUCCCAGGACCUUAUAAAACGCAAGCCUGUCCCAGAUCCCGAACGGCGAAGACAUCAUGAGCGUGGGCACUCCCAUGAACGCCAUGGUCGCAAUCGCAGCCGAAGUCGCAGCGAAACACGACCAAUAUCAAGUCGUCCCGGUACCCCUAGCCUUUCGAAACGAACACGACGGCCUCUCGCCGCAACCCAGGACGACUCUUCAGAGAGUGGACAGGAACUGAGCAUCCCUGACUUCCGGUACGAUGUACCUAAUACGCCUCGGUACUCCUCGCUUCCGCGGAACCAGUACCGCCAAUCAUCCCAGCCGAAUCGUACGGCUGAAUCUGACAAGACCCCUCCAUUUUUUCCUCCCACGCCCCCCUCUGUUGCUGAGUACCUGGCUAAUUUUGAAGCCCGAUCAAAGCAGGACCGAGCGACCGAUCUCCCUCUUCCACGUCUUGUCAAAGUAGUGGGUACCUUCCCGCCUUCACUUCCCGAUGAAAUGGAAGUCACACUCAAUGAAACGCUCCGCCUUAUACGAGUUUUUGCCGAUGACUGGUGCUAUGUUCGGAGGCUCUACCCUUCCAAACCCGGAGAUGAAAAUGAGAAGCAGGCGAUGCAAGUUGGUGCUGUCCCUUUGCUGUGCCUCGCAGAGCUGGACGGCACGCGGGUCACAAGGCCAGCCGCGGUUACACCGGUGAAUGUUACGAAAGUUGAUGCGAGCGCUCAACCAGGUACUCAGGAAACGAAUAAUACUUCACCAGAUUCCUCAGAAAGUCAGCACACCGAUUCCGGAUCAGGGUCAUCCAAAGCGAACCCUCGUUCGGGUUGGUCGACCGACAUGACGCCCUCGACGCCGAUGACCUCCCCUGAUCUUGGCAUUACUUCUCCGGAAUCCAAGGGUAACACCCUGACGAAGCAACCCUCGGGUAAUCAGCAUGCCCAAAUUCCUAGGUCUCUCCCUCAACCCCCUGUCCCCGCCGUGAGACAGAUCGCAGAUACGGUGCAUUCGCGGAACGGGAGCUCUGUCGAUAAGAUACGUUUGUCGUGAUUCCUUGUUUUGUCCUACUCAACGCGGACCGAUAUCAUCGCCUCACUCAUUUACAUCGUUCGUUUUCUUUCUCUCUACCCCACAUCCUAUCGAUGUCGCGUCUGGGAUGCUUUACGUGCUUCUUUUUGGUGGAACCUGCACGCACUCGUGGAAGUCCGGUUACUUAGGGUUGGGGGAACUAACCCUAGGUCCUUCCCUUCGUUCGUUCCUCUUGUUAACUGGCAUCUAUCGGACUUUUGAUUUGUGGAUAUGUAACAAAUUUAUGCUUCGUGGAGAAUAAAACCGUUAUC